CGGCGCCGAAGCCCUCCCGGCCGACCUCUGCUUGCAAAUCGUCCUCGGAGGGGAGCAAAGCGCCUAGCAUGUAGGAGAGAGGCGAGGGAAAAGCGGGCAUGGGGAACCAGGUGGAGAAGCUGACCCACCUGAACUACAAGGAAGUUCCCACAGCUGACCCGACGGGCAUGGACAGGGAUGAGGGGCCCAGGAUUGGCGUGUCCUACAUCUUCUCAAAUGACGACGAUGAGCUGGAGCAGCAGCAGGAUUCGGUACACGAUCUGGGAGGCGAGCACCCUGCCUUGCAGCCGUAUGAUCCCCGUCUGCAUGAGGUGGAGUGCUCCGUGUAUUACCGGGAUGAGUGCAUCUACCAGAAGAGCUUUUCCGAGGAGGAUAUGCUGCCAGAGGAGGGGGAUGAAGGCGGUGGGGGGCACCUGAGCACCUAUACGCCAGAGAACCUGCUGAAUAGGUGCAAACCAGGUGACUUGGUGGAGUUUGUGUGCCAGGCCCAGUACCCGCACUGGGUAGUCUAUGUUGGGGACUUUCAAGUCGUGCACCUGCACAGGCUGGAGGUGGUGAACAGCUUCCUGACGGACGCCAGCCAGGGCAGACGGGGCCGCAUCGCCAACCGGCUGUACCGCUACAAACCCCUGAGCCCGGCCGCUGUGGUGCGCAAUGCGCUGGAGCAAGUGGGCUGCAAGGACCGGGACCUGAGCUGGAGAAACUCGGAGUGUUUUGCUGCCUGGUGCCGGUACGGCAAGCGGGAGUUUAAAAUCGGGGGGGAGCUGCGCAUAGGCAAGCAGCCCUACCGAUUGCAGAUCCGGCUGGGGGACAAGCGCAGCCACACGCUGGAGUUUCAGAGCCUUGAGGACCUCAUUAUGGAGAAGAGGAGAAAUGACCAAAUUGGUAGGGCUGCUGUAAUCCAGGAGCUCUCCAGCCACCUGCAGGCUGCAGAGGAGGAGGAAGACGAGGAGGAAGAUCAUCAUCCAGGUGCUCGGACUGCUAUGGAGUAACAGCCUCAUCACCAUCGUGCUGCUUGGGCUGGGUGAUGGGGAUUAAAACUGAAGGCUGCGAAAUUGAGCUGUUAUAAGCCCUUUGGGCUGCUUCAGUGCAGCUUCAUUCCAAUCACAUGUGAAAGGAAGGGGGAAAGCUGAUUAAGUGUCUGUGCUUUAGUGCUUAACUCCUUCAGUGCUUGAUGAUAAACUGACUUAUUUUAGAGGAUAAAACUCAGGGCGAUCCUACCCCCUCUCUGCUCCCACCUC
Messenger RNA from Tinamus guttatus (white-throated tinamou), 1241 nucleotides. Lineage: Eukaryota; Metazoa; Chordata; Aves; Tinamiformes; Tinamidae. The record is from RefSeq and is a predicted model, not a curated record.